Sardina pilchardus (European sardine) is the source of this 1968-nucleotide messenger RNA. RefSeq names its product potassium channel, subfamily K, member 7 (gene kcnk7). The transcript has 4 exons. The record is from RefSeq and is a predicted model, not a curated record. The coding region runs from base 248 to 1228 and encodes 326 amino acids. Gene Ontology annotation, cellular component: plasma membrane. Lineage: Eukaryota; Metazoa; Chordata; Actinopteri; Clupeiformes; Clupeidae. Gene Ontology annotation, molecular function: potassium ion leak channel activity; outward rectifier potassium channel activity. Gene Ontology annotation, biological process: stabilization of membrane potential; potassium ion transmembrane transport.
CAAAGGAUCUUAAAUGCGAUUGCGAAGUGACCUACUGCGACAAUUCGAACUCUUAACUGCAUGUGGAGAAAGUUUAGGCUAUAACAGUGAAAUAAAUGGUCCUGUAGACUUGUGUGUGCGUCAGCAGCGCGUAUUUCUACAACACAUGUGGGUUGACAACAUGCGGCAGGCUACAGUAAUUAAAUUUUAAAGGUUGAUGAAUGCUGCAUGCGCUACUGGGUGUUUGGUUACUUUGUGCGGAAGAUAGAUGCCCAGUCUUCAGUCUGCCCUCCUCAGCCAACAAUCUGGAGAGAACUCUUUGGUGACCGAAGUGCAGGACCUUCGAACGAGGUUUCUCUCAGAAAACCGCUGUCUUCAAGAGAAACGACUGGACACACUGCUUAAAGAGGUGCUCACCGCCGGGAAAAGUGGAGUUGCAGUGCUGGAAGCUGACAGCGAUCAAUACAACUUUGACUUUACAUCAUCGCUUUUCUUCGUCACUACCUUUCUUACAACCACAGGUUAUGGCACCACCAUGCCCCUGUCGGACGGGGGCCGCCUCUUCUGCAUCCUCUACUGCAUGCUGGGGAUCCCCGUCACCCUGCUCCUCCUCUCCUGCCUCACCCACGCCCUGCUCCCCUGGGUGACCGGCCGGCCCGUCCUCCACCUCCAGACCCGCUGGGCUCUCUCCAAGAGCCGCGCCGCGCUCACCUACGCCUGCAUCCUGGCCGCCGCCACCGGCGUGCUGUUCUUUCUGCUGCCGGCCGCCGUGCUGUCGCUGCUGGAGAGCGACUGGAACUUCCUGGAGGCGCUCUACUUCUGCUUCAUCUCGCUGAGCACCAUCGGCCUCGGCGACUACCUGCCGGGCCGCACGCACAGCAAGGCAGCGCGACAGGGCCUGGAGUUCGCCACCUCCUGCUACCUGGUUGUGGGUCUGGUGGUUCUCCUGGUGGUCCUGGAGACGUUCUGGGUUCUCCCUCAGGUGCAGGGGCUGAUCCGGCUCUUCGCCGGGCCCAACAGCACCACCGAGCUCAAGGGCGUGGACCUGGACGAGAUGGUGCUGGGCUGGGACCACACGUGCCCAAACUCACCUGAGGAGGGGCCCAAGUAUGCCCUCCCCAUCUCCACCAUCUCCCCCUGCCCAGCAGAGAUGCCCCUGCCCGCUCCUCAGCCCUCACCAGAGAAGGGGCAGGAAGAGUUGCCCCCUGAGCAGCCCGCAGAUACCCCACCCACAGACCCAAAGCAAUGACACCGUGGUGUCAUAUUGCUCUGACUGAGUUUCAUGGUGGUAUUGUUUACAUGACCUGGUAUUUGCCAUCAUGUGUUGUCAUGAGUUGUGUUGACAGCCUGAGAUCAUUUCUGUGUCAUGCUUCAUUAAUGGAAUCUAUGCGAUGGUCUUCAGAUCAUUGAUUAGUUGGGCCUGGUGCACUCAGGGUUGAUUAAACCCUCUGUGGAUGAUGAUGAUGAUGUUAAGGUUUAGGUACCCAUACAUUUUAAACACUGUGACUAAGAACAUAAGAUGAUGGGAAAAGGUUUACAACACCAAGCAAGAGAGUAUGUUUGAAUAGCAUUGUUAUAUGCAGUCUUGCUAUUUAUGUCUUCAAAACACCAUUAUUUUCUCUUGUGCUAUGUCUGGCUCACUACUGUGUGUUUUCCUUUUAGGUGGUGGUGAAAUGUAGAACUGAAUGUAUCCAGUGUUCAUUAUCUGCUGUCUGAUAUCACCAGUGUUUCUGUGUGAGAAGACUGAGUUAAAAAUACUUGUCCUGGGUUCUUCAUUUGGAAAACUGAUUUCAUUUUAUAAGAAUUGACUGAUCCUUAUACUGCUCCCCAAGUCCAAAUUCUCAGGGACAAGACCAAAAAUGAACUGAAGUGAUGUGCUGGCCCAAUUACAGUUAGUUUCAUGAUGGCUGAGUACAUUUACUACAGGCACUGAGUGAGUUAAUCCAGUAGGGGGCAGCCUAUACUCUCCAGACAGAGAGCCACUCUCUG